UCCCAAACUCAGACUCAUCAAAGAUAUUUCAGAGACCCAUUCUUCUAACCAACACCUUACAAGACUUUCAUUUCCAAUUUUCCAACCUUCACACUCAUCUCAGUUUCAGAGGGCUAGGGACAAUUUUUAAGUACCCGAUUCCCUCUAUUUUCAUCUCGAAAAAUCGGAAAAAAUGAACCGAAUGCAAGAAACCAGCAUUCCUGAUUCUCAGCUCGGAAACAACAAUAUUGGAACUUCACUGUCUAAUAUAAUUCUAGCAAGUAACACAAACGCCUUAGAUUCGAUCUUCUCUCAUUGUUCAUCGUCCAUGAGCCCGGUUGUCGAUCAAUUAGGCUCUUCCGUGUACCACACUCAACGAGAUUUGCUACAAAAAUUCUGUGAAGAAAACACUUCGCAAAAUCAAAUUUCAGUACCAGAUAAUUUUAGAUCAGUCCAGAACUCUCUGUACAACCCGAGCUACCUCGUGCCCCCGAAGAAGAAGCUGUACAGAGGAGUGCGACAGAGGCAUUGGGGAAAAUGGGUGGCGGAGAUUAGGCUCCCGCAGAACAGGAUGAGGGUCUGGUUAGGAACUUACGAGACACCGGAAGCUGCAGCCUAUGCUUAUGAUCGUGCUGCAUACAAGCUUCGCGGCGAUUAUGCACGUUUGAAUUUUCCGAAUCUCAGUGAUCCAAGCAAAUUAGGAUUCGGAGAUGGUUCAAGAUUGAAUGCCUUGAAAAAUGCAGUGGAUGCGAAAAUUUCAGCCAUUUGCCAGAAGGUGAGACGGGAGAAGGCGAAAAAGAAGGCUAAGAAAAAUAGUGAGGCCUGUCCUGAUGGUAACAAAAUCGAUACGAAUGAGAAAUUGGCGAAGGUUGAUUCAAAUUCUUCGUUAUCGUUGGCUGGCAACGAUAGUAAUUUGAGUAAUGACAUCGUUUCUUCAAGUGUUUCAGAAGAUGGACUAUGGAUGGAUGUGAAUUCUCCAUACUCUGUCCUUGGAGCAUGUCCACUGGUACCUCAGGAACUCGAGUUUGAAGGGUGUUCUCUUGCACGUAUGCCCUCGUUUGAUCCGGAGUUGAUCUGGGAAUUUCUUGCUGGUUAAGAAGAAAGUUUUGUGCUUCCUUGUUAGCUCAAAAUCUGUUCAAGUACAAGUACUUAUUCAAGUGACUUUUAGUAACUUGUGCAAGUCAAUUUAGUUGAAGGCUUACUGAAUCUUCUUUGUGGGAGAUAUGAGAAAGAUUUUAUAUAUGAUUAAUGUUGUUAAAGAUUUAAA
Molecule: messenger RNA, 1246 nt
Organism: Daucus carota subsp. sativus
Lineage: Eukaryota; Viridiplantae; Streptophyta; Magnoliopsida; Apiales; Apiaceae
Product: ethylene-responsive transcription factor ERF061
Exons: 1
Coding region: 173-1075 (300 amino acids)
Biological process (GO): regulation of DNA-templated transcription
Molecular function (GO): DNA-binding transcription factor activity; DNA binding
Source: RefSeq, a predicted model, not a curated record